Messenger RNA from Geodia barretti, 3639 nucleotides. The record is from the annotation of a GenBank genome assembly. NCBI's taxonomy places the organism in Eukaryota, Metazoa, Porifera, Demospongiae, Tetractinellida, Geodiidae.
UUUUUGCAAGAAAGAGACGCGCGCAUCAUCGAUCAGGGAACGGAUUUCAUAUUUUUCGUUUGGAAUUGGCUGUCCUGUUCCUGUGUGGUUGCAAUAGUCUUGAAAUUUGUGUUCAAAAGGGAAAAUAUGGCAGGAUUGCUCAGAGGCUCUCGGAUGCUCACGACGGCAUUAGUCGGAGGUGCUGCAGUUGCAGGCAUUGGCUACUACGUCUCGAGCUCAGCUGAGGCUGGUGCAUCUCCAGGGGCCUACAAGUUGUUUCCCCCGAGUUCAGACUUCCCUGACUUGUCCAAACACAACAACGUGGUGGCCAGUCACCUCACUCAAGAGCUCUACGCGAAACUGAGGGACAAAAAGACGCCAAAAGGGUGGACUCUCGACCAGUGUAUCCAAACUGGAGUUGAUAAUCCGGGGCACCCCUUCAUCAAGACAGUAGGAAUGGUGGCAGGAGAUGAGGAAUCAUAUGAUGUGUUUGCAGACCUGUUUGACCCAGUGAUCGAUGAGCGACACAGCGGGUACUCCAAAACAGCCACCCACCCCACUGAUCUGGAUGCCUCUAAACUCAGAGGAGGACUCCUUGAUGAGAAAUACGUCCACUCCUCUCGCGUGAGGACUGGUCGCAGCAUUCGUGGCUACAGUCUUCCUCCAGCCUGCACUCGCGCCGAGCGAAGAGCUGUGGAGAAUAUUGUGACAAAAGCUCUGUCUAAACUGAGUGGAGAGUAUGCUGGCACAUACUAUCCUCUAGCAGGAAUGACUGAUGCUGAACAGGAGCAGCUCAUCAAUGACCACUUUCUGUUUGACAAACCAAUGUCUCCAUUGCUGUUGUCUUCAGGAAUGGCUCGAGACUGGCCUGACGCCCGCGGGAUCUGGCACAAUCAGGACAAGAACUUCCUGGUCUGGGUCAACGAAGAGGACCACACUCGAGUCAUCUCCAUGCAGAAGGGGGGAAACAUGCGAGAGGUCUUCACUCGAUUCUGUGACGGACUCAAGAUGGUGGAGGGCCAGAUGAAGAAAGAUGGAGCAGAGUUCAUGUGGAGUGCUCAUCUUGGCUACAUCCUCACCUGUCCCUCCAACCUGGGCACCGGGCUGAGAGCUGGAGUCCACAUCACAAUCCCUCACCUCAGCAAACACCCCAGGUUUGGAGAAGUUCUCAAGAAGCUGCGGCUGCAGAAGAGAGGAACCGGUGGAGUGGACACUGCAGCCAAGGGCUCCACCUAUGACAUCUCCAACAUUGACAGACUCGGCAAAUCAGAGGUGGAGCUUGUGCAGACAGUGGUUGAUGGGGUAAAUCUCAUCAUUGAGAUGGAGAAGGCUCUGGAAAAGGGGAAACCUAUUGAUCAUCUUCUGCCCACUAGUCUAAAACUAUAUACCUCUCUGGACUCUAUCAUCUUACCUUCAUUUCUCGUGCGCAUGCGUAAUUUUUGGUUGCAAACUGUGGGGGCGGGGCUGGUGGUUGGAUACAAGCUCUAUAAUUAUUAUAGCUAGCUAGCUAAGGCAAGUAGCAGAUCGCAAGGUCAUGCCUCAGCAGCGGCGGUAUAAGUCGGCUGCUCCAGGCGGGAGACGACGCUCGGCGAUGGGGGAGUUCAUCCCUGAGCCGGGAGAGAGACCUCUAUCAUCAUACGGCCAACCCACGCCCUCAGGCUUUGACUACUACCCCAGUACCGCGGCUUCUCUCCCCGGCUCACCCUCUCACGCCCUCCACAGCAGACCAUUCCCUCUCUCCCAGGACGUAACGCCAGGUCCUCCUGACUACCAAACUCGGAAGAGCUCAGUUUGGAGACACAAGACAUUCACUCUCAAUAGAAAAGGGACUACGCGACCGUAUGACACUAGAGAGAAUGCCCACAUCACUUGCAGUCCUGGUGCGGGUCAUUAUCGUAGAGUCAGUGGGGAUGUUGGCUCUGCCACAAGGAGGAGUAUGAGUGCCCGCCACCGCGAUGGGGUACACGUGGGGUACCCCAACUCUCUCAUACAGCCGGUGGACACUCUGGGGUUCGCUACUCCAGGUCCAAACCUCUGGAGGGACUCAGAGCGAGGCGCGGAGAAGACAUUUGGUCCUCACACACAGUGCAAGACAAGAAAGAAACCUCAGAAACUGUUUGUCGGUCAUGGAAAAGAGAAGUGCUCAACAGCAAACCUGCUAGCCAGUGAUCCUCCAUUAGAUGAACCUGGAAGUCCAGGCAUGUGUAUAUAUGUGAUCCAAUAGGGUGAGCAUAUUCUCACACCCACGACUGCAGGACCUGCAGCUUAUGCCAUACAACUGCCGACUCCCAAGUCACCUGGGAAAUCCAUCGGGCAGAAGCUCCACAUAGACUUCGACCUGCACUACCCAGCUCCCAAUGCCUACACCAUACCAGAUACAGUGGCUACAACACCAGGAAAGACGUUUGGUAUCAAGAAUGACAUUGACACCGGUAACUGAGCCUUUCGAUCUAAUGAGACCAAAAAACAGAAACUCUUUGUUUUUGGUCACGGUAGAAAAAAAUGCUCAACACCUCAGCACAGUGGUUUGGGAUUUGCCUUUUGUCUUGUGUUGUAAUGUGUUUUGAAGCCAUUCCUGCUGAGUUGCGCAGCUGGUAGAGCACUCACUUACAGGUGUCUUGGGUUCGAAUCGAACUUGGGGCAGCUCUUUUUUCCUCGGAAUAAAAGAGUUGUCCUUGGUGUUGUUGGCCUGCCUUUGCACAUGCAGCACCAACUCAGGCUGUUUAUAUUUUCAGAUCAGCAUUUCCCACCACCAAACACCUACUCCAUUCCUCUGCCACAAUCUGUGAGCCACUUCUUCAAUUAUCGCCCAUUCCCCACAUCAGACGAGAGGAGACCAGGACCUGCAGAGUACAGCAAGACCCACUCAGAUCUGCCCAGAUCCCCAGACUACAGCUGUCGCAACAAGUGCAGACCAGUAUUUCCUGACAUUCUCCUCUACCCUGAGUAUGUGCCUGCCGAGACCCCCGGUGCUGGGGAAUAUGAAUAUGACAGAGAAUUUGCGGAUAACUCGGCUCCAAAAUACUCCCAUGGUCUUCCCCUACCAGCAAGACCCAGUGAGACUUCUUUUCCUCAGUUCUGUUGAACUAACUGAAUCUGCUGCAGAUUCCAAUCCUGGGCCAAAUCAGUACCGUGUCCAACAUGACCCCACCCAGCACUCUCCUCCCUCCUUUACCAUGGGCGCAAGAUUCACUGACCACACCCCCCAAUCUACCGGGCCAGGCCCUUCCAAUUAUCAUCCUAAGCAACGUCCGUCGAGUGCAGUGUCCAUCACCCCUCGCCGAAGCCGAGAGAAAAAGUCAUGUGUGCCUGGGGCCAACCAUUACCACGUGCCACCGUCUCUCACAAGACGAGGAAUCUCUUCAGGGCACAUGACCUCGCUCAAAGGUCGCAGGUCAAUAGUGUGCUACUCUGGUUUUCCAAGCAGUCAUCUUUCACGACUUGCCUCCCUGGCUCUGUAGCUGACCAAAUGUUUUGUACCCCCAUACACCGUAUCUACUACUGGUUCACAUUCUUUGAACUAGUGCUAGCAUAGUGUUAGAGUAACAGUGAGCAGAUGAUCGAGACUCACGUGUGCAGUGCUUGAACAUACGUAACAUGAGUUGUGUACGUGUACCGAUGUUUCAUAAUAAUAUUUUCUAAAGUACAGCAUAAAAAGUG